Molecule: messenger RNA, 1699 nt
Organism: Punica granatum (pomegranate)
Lineage: Eukaryota; Viridiplantae; Streptophyta; Magnoliopsida; Myrtales; Lythraceae
Source: RefSeq, a predicted model, not a curated record
CAAUGAUACGCGAAUUGCCCCCGGUACUUUUCUUCAUUUUGCUCUAUUGAAGGACCUGGCGAUCUUCUCUCCUUAAUUUCCAUUUCUCAAUCUUCUUUCCUCCUCCCACCUCCAUUGUUACUCGGUGGCCGGUGAUCCCGACGCCCGUCGGCCUGCAUCCGCCUCUUCUCUCUCUCUCUCUCUGUCACAUCACUCUCUGCGAUUUCCAUUCGGCUGCCCAAGGUCCUCUGUUGCAGCAGCCGCGUGUUAUUUCCUCCUCCCACCUCCAUUAUUACUCGGUGGCCGGUGAUCCCGACGCCCGUCGGCCUGCAUCCGCCUCUCCUCUCUCUCUCUCUCUCUCUCUGUCACAUCACUCUGUGCGAUUUCCAUUCGGCUGCCCAAGGUCCUCUGUUGCAGCAGGCGCGUGUUAUUUCCCUGUUGGAAGUCGAACCAGGUUUGCGAAUUUUCGUUCUAGGGUUUCUAGUUUGUUGAUUUCUGGCCUCUUUCGGAGGGAAAGGUGUUCCAUUUGUUCCAAUCUAGUCGGGAGGUGCUGCUUUGAUUGUAGUUACGACUUCUGACGAACGCCCGAAUCUCACUGGGGAUCUAUAGGCAGAGAGGCUUGGGCGUAUUGCUGGGAUGGCGGGGAAUGUUGGGGGGCUGUCGUCGCAGCAUCUGCGGCAGCAAGAGGAUGUCGGGGUUGGGGGUCGUUGGUACAUGUCUAGAAAGGAAAUCGAAGAGAACUCUCCGUCGAGAAGGGACGGGAUUGAGCUCAAGAAGGAGACUUAUCUCCGCAAGUCAUACUGCACCUUCUUGCAGGAUCUUGGGAUGAGGCUCAAAGUACCACAAGUAACGAUCGCUACAGCAAUAAUUUUUUGUCAUCGAUUUUUCCUGCAACAGUCUCAUGCAACGAACGACAGGAGGACUAUUGCGACUGCAUGCAUGUUCCUUGCUGGGAAGGUUGAAGAGCCUCCCCGUUCACUAAAAGAGGUCAUUCCUGUUUCCUAUGAGAUGAUCCAUAAAAAGGAUGCAACUGCUGCUCAAAGGAUCAAACAGAAGGAAGUGUACGAACAGCAGAAAGAGCUUAUUUUGUUAGCGGAGAGGCUUGUGCUUGCAACUCUGGGUUUUGACUUAAACGUCCACCACCCCUACAAGCCCCUGGUCAAAGCAAUGAGGAAGUUUAAGGUCGCAGACGAAGAUACAGAAAAGGCACUUGCUCAAGUUGCUUGGAAUUUUGUUAAUGAUGGGCUGAGGACCUCGCUCUGCCUGCAAUUUAAGCCCCAUCACAUUGCAGCAGGUGCGAUUUUCCUCGCUGCCAAGUUCCUGAAAGUUAAGCUCCCCUCGGACGGUGAGAUGAUCUGGUGGCAUGAGUUAGACAUAACUCCCCGUCAAUUGGAAGAGGUCAGCAAUCAAAUGCUGGAACUUUAUGAGCAAAACGGGGUUCCCCCAUCACAGGGAACUAAAAGUUGAAGUACUGGUGGUGAGUCAGGACACCAGUCAUUGUUGAAGAUUAUGUAGAUAAACUUACUGAUUCGAUAUUGUAGAUGACUAUUAUAUUAGCAGUAAAUGAGAUUAUAUUGUACUAAUUCGAUGUUUUAGAUAUUAGAUUUAAAGGCAAUUGCAUUUUCCUUUUUCUCCUAAAAUAAAAUAUUGGAGGCCGGUAACAGGGCCGGCCCAUCAUAUGGCCAAGAAAUGCCCUUGCUUGGCACCUCCAAAUUGAAGA